This is a messenger RNA of Heterocephalus glaber (naked mole-rat), 4563 nucleotides long. The record is from RefSeq and is a predicted model, not a curated record. Lineage: Eukaryota; Metazoa; Chordata; Mammalia; Rodentia; Bathyergidae.
GGUGGUGGCUGCUUGGUGGUCAUUCCUCGAAAUCUGCCCCUGACUGUUUUUUAUCGCCAGCGUCCGCCUGGCCUUUGCCAGUCCCUGGAACGUGGGCUGGGUCAGAGUGCAGAGGCCAGAGUUCAUGCUGAAAGGUCCUUGUUCUCAGGACCUCCCCGUUCGAGACCAGGAGUCCAUGAGUUAUUUUAAUGUAGGGUCUUUAUUGAACAUCUGAGUAAGAGCGGAAAAGACACCAUAGCCUGUCCACGCACAUUGGUCAGCAGUUUAGGAGGAGAGACUCGGUCAGGUAACCAGGACAGCGUGAUAGGUGGGAGCACACGAGGCUCUUAGCCCUGCUGGAAGACGAGGACCUAGAGGCGGCUUGCCAGAGGGAGUGAUGCUUAACUGAGGACUGAAGGAAUUGACCUGAUGGGAAGGAAGAUGUAGGAGGGAGAAGGGGUUCAGACGGAAGUCCGACAAUAGAGGAGAGGGAAUGAAGGAUGGCAGCACGCCGUGCAUUAAAAGCUGUUUUGGUAGAUCUCAAUGGCACACUUCACAUUGAAGAUGCAGCUGUGCCAGGCGCACAGGAAGCUCUUAAAAGGUUACGUGGGUCUUCUGUAAUAGUUAGGUUUGUGACCAAUACAACCAAAGAAAGCAAGCAAGAUCUACUGGAGAGGCUGAAAAAAUUGGAAUUUGAUAUCUCUGAAGAUGAAAUAUUCACAUCUCUGACUGCAGCCAGAAGUUUAGUAGAGCAGAAACAAGUCAGGCCCAUGCUGCUGGUUGAUGACCGAGCACUACCCGAUUUCAAAGGAAUACAAACAAAUGAUCCUAAUGCUGUGGUUAUAGGAUUGGCACCAGAACAUUUUCAUUAUCAAAUUUUGAAUCAAGCAUUCCGGUUACUCCUGGAUGGGGCACCUCUGAUAGCGAUCCACAAAGCCAGGUAUUACAAAAGGAAAGAUGGCUUAGCCUUGGGGCCUGGACCAUUUGUGACCGCUCUAGAGUAUGCCACAGAUACCAAAGCCAUAGUAGUGGGAAAACCGGAGAAGACAUUCUUUCUGGAAGCAUUGCGGGGCACUGGCUGUGAACCUGAGGAAGCUGUCAUGAUAGGAGAUGAUUGCAGGGAUGAUGUUGGUGGGGCUCAGAACGCCGGCAUGCUGGGUGUCUUAGUAAAAACCGGGAAAUAUCGAGCAGCAGAUGAAGAAAAAAUUAACCCACCUCCCUACCUGACUUGUGAAAGCUUCCCUCAUGCUGUGGACCACAUUCUGCAGCAUCUGCUGUGAACCAUGGUAUGGAUGUGAAGUAACCCGAAACGCAGAUCCUUUGUCUGGAGGGGAUCCUUUCCCAUCUCAGCACAGCAUCAGUAGACACACAGCGUACAGCCUGAUGGCGUGUCAACCCUCUUUUAUUGUGCAUUAAUUAGAAAAAACGAUAUUGAAUUGCAGCCAGCCACUAAGCCUUGCUAAUUCCUUUUGUUUUGCUUUGUAAAAGAAGAUGGGACCCAAAGAAAGAGAAAGCUGAGAUUUUGUGCCAUUCCUCUUAAAAUAUUCAUCAAGUUCGCAGGGUUGGGAGGGAGAAGCUCCUGCAGGGAAUAGCAAUCUCUUCUGUCUCCUAGCUGGAAACCAGGAGGGGGAUUCAGACUGUGAAUAAAGUUGAGUGGUGGUUUUUAAAUUAUAAAGUGAUGUGAUGAAAGGUGCAUUAGGCUGAUGCUUUAAUGUCGAGUUCAAUUGUGAAACCCAGCAGAAGUGCCAAGUGAAGUACAAGACAGAAAGCAGCAAACUGAAUUAUCCUUCAGACCAAAUGAUCGAGUGAAUUUCCUUUCACAGAUGUUGAAAACUAGAUUUUCUGUAUUCCCAGCACGGGUGACUUCCUUUUCUCUUCAUUAGCAAGAGAUGACUAAUUUAAAUUUAGAACCUGAUUUUAAUUUAAAAUAAUAUUUCCAUUAAUAACCUAUUCAUUGCAGAUACCUAUUAUACUGUGUAACAGUUGUUUUGGAAAUUUUAUGUAAAAUUAAAACUAUCAGUAUUUUACAGAUGUUUUAAUUAGACAUUGUUAUUAACAGGAACAGUGCAGAAACUAAAAUCAAGCCUUUAAUGUCUUAUAGACCAGGCAUUUUUGAAGUUAGUGUCCUCCAGGGUCCUAUUAACUGUACAUUUGCAAGAUUUCAUUAUUUUUGCCUCUGACACUAUGGGAAAAAUCUUUUAGAAGCUAUUGGGACAGAUUCAAGCUUUUAUGUACUUGGUUACUACAGCUGUAAAAUGAAAUCUCGUCUUGUAGCAUGGAUUAUUCUUCUCAUGUUAAACCCACCCAAAUGAAAGAGACUAAAUAGGUAAUGAUUUUCCUAGUGCAUUUGCAUACUGUGAUAAUCCUGGGCCUUCGCAAUUGUUUUACAGGGCUCUUGGGCAUUGAAUUAUUAGAAUGUAAUUGUACAUCAUUGUAGUGUUCACCUUAUUGAAGCACAUGCUGAUGUUAAUGAGCUUUGGGUUUUGAUGCUUGUUUAGAGAUCAGCUUGGUCUUGGAUGGGAGGGAGCAAAGCUAAAUAAAUGGUAGUUUGUUCCUGUUUUUGCAAAUGCCCCAACUUAGUAUUUAAACAUCUUAGAAUAUAAAGACAGAUAUGAUAUGACCACCACUCCUCCAAGUCAGCAGAAUGAAUGUAGUGUCGGAGAGCAGAGCUUCCAGAGCCUGACUGCAUGUAUCGACGUCUUACCUUGAGCAAAUCAGCUGUACUUCUAUAAAGUAGAGAUAGCAGCAGUACCCAUCACCCAGGCUUGCUUUGAGCAGUAAAUGCAUAAACCAUAUAUUAAGUACUUCUACUAGACCUAGGCAGAUGGUAAAUGCUGUUUGCAAUGACACUGAGUAGGUGUAGCAGCACUGUCCAUAUUUCACAACCUGUGUGGAGAAAGUCUUCCUGAGGAUUACCAGAGAGAGAUACUGCGUUUAGGUUUUCAGACCAAAGCUGUAUGCAGGGAGAAGCCAAGCAAGCAGGGAGAAAGCGCCAGUGGGGAUAAACCACUUUCAACUUUGGCCUGUCAUUGGUGCCAGAGUCAGUGAUUCCUUGUCCAGGAACCAUCAAAUGUUUGUCAGUGGCUACUAGCUAAUUGGCUAACUGCUGUGCUAGCCCUACUUAUUGUAGGAGAUGAGCAUAUAAGAAAAGAUUUUUGCCUCAGGAUCCUUUCUAGUUGGGGAGCUAAGGUGACUACACAAGACAUUAUGCAAGAACAAUAAGACCCAGUUCCCUUGUCCGUUCUCUUGUCUCCAAGAUGGGACAAGGUGCUGCCUCUCUGCCCACAGGGCAGUUGUUGCACUGCACUUAUGUCUUCACAUGUCUCCUCCCCACUAGACAACGCUGAGUCUUUUUUCUUAAUCUGUUGCAGCACAAAUAGGCACUCAAACAACUGAACCAAUAAAAGCUAAAUAUAGGAAUUUAAUUCCAGAAGGCAUAGCUGUGAGUAGAGGGACGGGAUUGAGUUAUACCUGUUGCCUUAAAGAUGACCAUAGGGAGACCCCAUUAGGCACUUGAAAAUAAUGAAUCUGAUGGUCUGGCAAGAGCCAAAGAAUAGAAGUGGACAUUGUGAUGGGUCAGCAAGUAAACAGUCACAGAAAUUGGUGAGACUUCCUGAGCAAACAUACGCAGCCAGAAGAAAUGGCUUCUUCCUUUCUCCAUUCUAGAGUCCCUGUGGGCCAUGGAAAUCUUAGUUUGAGAUAUUUAUUUAACGAAACAGUUUCAUAACUCAGCUGACCUGUCCACAUAGUAGCCUGUGGGAAUAACUAAAAACCUUAGAUCAGAAUUGCUCUAAACACUCUAGUAAAUUUUAAUCUCAGCUAGAUAGUCUGUGUUAGGCCUCAGGAAGGAAAUGUAGUAACUGAAAUAUCUGAAAGGCUUCCUUCUCCACCCAUCCCAUAAUUAAAAGGCAAUUGUGUUGAUUUCAAGAACAGUGUCUGAUUUGUAGCUAAAUGGAUGGACCUUGAGACCAUACCUUAAGUGAAAUAAAUCGGACACACAUGUUUAAAUACUGCAUUUUUCUCUGGUGUGAGAAACUGAAAAUGGAAAUAAGAACUGAAAUGUAUAUUUAAAAAACAAACAAAAAACAGUGUCUGCAUCGCUUUUGCUGUAAUCCUGUCCUGGACCAAGUGACACCUUGGGACUAGAAAGGUUCUGAGGAUGUGUGUCACUGAUGGGCGAUGAGCAUGUGCUGUGAGUCAGCCCCUGCACAGUGUGCGGGGUGCAGAGCCAAUUAGUGUGCUUCCCUGGUACCUGCAAAGUCUGCCACAGGCUUGCUGUAGCUCUACCUCCUCUCUCACUACAUUUGUCAGAGCUGAUUGUAAUGGCAAGGCAAGGAAAUGGGGAGCACUUCAUUCCAGAUGAGAGUUCCCCAAACAUUACUUGUAGGUGUGAUGUCAGAUAUUCCUUUGAGACAAUAGGGUCAUCAUGUCACCCUGAAUCCUUCUUAAAAAAUGGAAUAGCAUGUCAGACAGUGAAGUUCAAAACAUCUACAUUUAUUGUGUUCAGUUGGUUUUGGAUCAGUGGUUCAUAUGCAAUGAAAUUAAGUUCUUGGGCACCUAUAAUAAAGAAUUCUUAAAACUGCA